Psylliodes chrysocephalus is the source of this 3460-nucleotide messenger RNA. NCBI's taxonomy places the organism in Eukaryota, Metazoa, Arthropoda, Insecta, Coleoptera, Chrysomelidae. The record is from the annotation of a GenBank genome assembly.
AUCAGGGGAUAAUAUAAUUUGACUUCUGUCAGUUUUUGUGAAGGAAUAAAAAUCAACAAAUUUCCUGAAAGUUAUGUCAAAAUUGCUUAUUUCUCUCGGUUAUUAUUUUCCUACCAGUGCAAUACCAAUACAUCAUAUUUUAUUUAACAAAUGGUGAAAAUGUUACGCAAAAGUAUCCACCUCAGCUCGAGUACCUUGUAUUUUCUGAUAAGAAGUCUUAUCAAGUGUUAGUGACAGCUGAGCUCUAACAAUAUGUUAAUAAAUAUAAGGCGAUUUUAUUUACGAAUUUUUCGUUAAAAUUAAAAUGCUUUCCUUUGAUAGUUUUUUGUCCAAUUUUAUAAUUAGUAUAGUGCUCCUGACUACAACAUGUUUAUCCAAAGAAAUAAAAUAUAUGAGUUCCAAAGAAAAAAUCCAACUAAGGGAGGAAGCAAGAGAUAUGUUUUACCAUGCAUAUAAUGCUUAUAUGUAUAAUGCUUACCCUGCUGAUGAGUUAAUGCCAUUGAGCUGUGCUGGUAGGUACAGAGGAGUUUCUCCAAAUAGAGGAGAUAUAGAUGAUUCUUUAGGAAAUUUUUCGUUAACAUUAAUUGAUACUCUCGAUACUCUGGUGAUACUUGGAGAUCUUGAAGAAUUUGAACAUGCAGUCAAAUUGGUUAUUAAAGAUGUUGCAUUCGACAAUGAUGUUGUCGUAUCUGUGUUUGAAACAAAUAUUCGAGUUAUUGGUGGAUUAUUAUCAGCACAUAUCAUGUCCGAAUAUUUACAACAAAGGGAUGGGAUAAUGUCAUGGUACAAAGGAGAACUUUUGGAUAUGGCUAAAGAUGUUGGUUAUAGGCUCUUGCCAGCAUUUAACACAACUACUGGAAUACCUCAUUCUAGGGUAAAUAUGAAAUAUGGUUUAAAGAGUGAUAGACUUGAAUCCGCACGGGAAACUUGUACAGCUUGUGCGGGAUCUAUGAUUCUAGAAAUGGCCGCACUUUCGCGUAUAACAGGCGAACCAGUUUUUGAAUUGAAGGCCCAAAAGGCGAUGGAUGAAUUAUGGAAGAUGCGGCAUCGCAGCUCUGAUCUCAUGGGCACAGUUUUAAACGUUCAUUCUGGUGAUUGGGUAAGAAGGGAUUCUGGAGUUGGAGCAGGAAUAGAUUCCUACUACGAAUAUUGCUUAAAAGCGUACAUACUUUUGGGUGAUAAUAAAUACUUGAGUAGAUUCAAUAGGCAUUACAAUGCCGUUAUGAAGUAUAUUUCACAAGGACCUAUGUUGUUAGAUGUACAUAUGCACAGACCACACACAAACUCUAGAAAUUAUAUGGACGCCCUUUUGGCUUUUUGGCCGGGCUUGCAGGUAUUAAAGGGCGACAUCAAACCGGCAGUUGAAACACACGAAAUGCUCUAUCAAGUAAUGCAACGGCAUAAAUUUAUUCCCGAAGCUUUCACUACCGAUUUCCAAGUCCAUUGGGGCAAUCACCCGCUGCGUCCCGAAUUUCUAGAAUCUACUUAUUUUCUGUAUACAGCUACCAGUGAUCCAUACUAUUUAGAAGUAGGUAAACACGUUCUGAAGAGUCUACAGAAAUACGCCAGAGUGCCUUGCGGCUAUGCCGCCGUCAAUGAUGUCAGAACUGGUAAAAAAGAAGAUCGUAUGGAUUCUUUCGUAUUAGCGGAAACUUUUAAGUAUCUCUAUUUGCUGUUUGCCGAUAAGGAUGAUCUCAUUUUAAAUUUGGACGAGUUUCUGUUUACCACUGAGGGCCAUCUGUUGCCGCUGAGUCUUUCAGGACGUUCAAGUAAUGGAAGCAAAAAUUUGGACGUUGAAGCGGACGAUUUUGAAUUUGAUCGAACUUGUCCAAACACGUUACGCUUGUUUCCCGAAUCAUUUAGAAAACCGUUACAAAAUAUGGUAGAUGGAAUGUGCCCGAAACGGUCUCAAAAACGAAGACUGACAGCCCUGGAAUUUUCGCCCGGCAAUUUAAAUCACUUAAAGAUCAUCAAAGAUAUGGGAAUAAAUAUCGUUGCAUUGAAUGAUGGAAGAGUACAAUUGCUUCAUACUUUUUCAGCGGCCCGUUCUGCCGCCGAUGCCGAAGAAGGUGCGCUCUUCAUGCAGGAAAUGAUCGAUUUCUCCAAACUCGAUUUCCAACAGUCCGAACCGGCCGCUCAAGCGGUUACAGUUCACAUGAAAGACGACAAAGGCGAUGACCAGGUGAUAAUCAUGAAUGCGGGUCCCAGCCAAUUCGGUAGACAUUUGAAAGGUGAUCAGCAAGUGAAAGCGCCGGCUGUGUUAAUCAAACCGUCACGCGGUUGUGAUGAUGUGUUGAUGGAGCCCACGGCUAUUUCUGGAAAGAUAGCAAUAAUGGAGAGAGGAGAAUGUAUGUUUGUUAAUAAGGUUAGGAGAAUCCAAAAGUAUGGUGCAGUGGCAGCCAUCAUUCUAGACAACGUUCCCGGCAGUAGCGCCGCCAACUCUCCCAUGUUUUCAAUGUCAGGCGACGGUACUGAUGAUGUCAAAAUACCAGCUGUGUUCCUAUUUACUCAUGAGGCUUCCAAACUUCUUCUAACUUUAAACAAGGAUCCCGCAGCCGAAUUAACCAUUCGGGAACUGAAGGAAUCCGAUAAUUUUUCUCAAAACGAAGAAGAAAGCAUGUUUCAAAAGCUGAAAAUAUCCGUCCAAGAAUUCAUCAACAAGCACACAGGCUUGGGGUUUACUAAAAUAGUGGAACUAGGAGGAUUCAAAGCGAUUGUAGGAAAUAAUAAAGUAAGAAUUACGUAUGAAGGUUCCCAAAACGAAUAUUCGGCUAGCAAAGAAAGCAAUACCAAUGAUCAGUGGGUUAAAAUCAGAAAAGGACUUCUGAAAUCCUUGCUUACGUCGGAAAACAAAGAACUUCUAGUACCUCUGAACAUUCUUAGGAUAUACCAUCAGACGUUAAGCGAAGCUACCACCUCUAAGGAAUCCUCGAAAAGCGACAUCGUCAAACAAACCGAAUGGCUUCUGGAAGAACUCGUCCGCGAGCACCAAAAGAAAGACGACGAUUUGGUUCAAGUCGAAGUCGAUCCAGGGAUCAGCAUCAUCACUGACAUGUCGGAAACUGACAAGGACGCAUUGGUGAGCAACAAUCAGAAGCGGAUCAAAUUGAAGGAGUUGAAUUCGUUUUUGGAGGAAGUCAAUCUGGAUAAUAUCCACGACACUAAAGAUUUUUUGGAUAAAAUUUUUAACAAACUAAAAUUAGAAGUGUCUGAUGAAAUUAUAGUGGGUGAAAUAAAAAGCGAAAAAACUGAAACAGUGGGCGCGAUUAAGGAAGGGAAAGUGAAUAGUAAUAAAAAAGUGAAGAAAUCCCAUGAUGAAUUAUGAUAAAAGUAAAAUGAUUUUGUUUUGUUUUUAUUUUAUUUUUGUUUCUAUUUGUAAAGUGAGGCAAUUUAUUAUUUUUUUUUUUCAAAAUGUGUGAUUUUUUAUAAAAAAAAAAUUAAAUUUAGAGUAUUUAAUGUA